This is a messenger RNA of Sorghum bicolor (sorghum), 2407 nucleotides long. RefSeq lists its product as uncharacterized. NCBI's taxonomy places the organism in Eukaryota, Viridiplantae, Streptophyta, Magnoliopsida, Poales, Poaceae. Bases 391 to 2034 code for a protein of 547 amino acids. The record is from RefSeq and is a predicted model, not a curated record. The transcript is spliced from 6 exons.
AACGAAAAUACUGCAGCAGCCAAAACUAAAAAAAUUUCAUGAGGCCUAAAAUAAUUUACGUGUUCAGAGUUAAAUUUCAAAAAACCUACGAACAGGAGGUUAAAUAUCAAAAAAAUUCCAAAGGAAGCCCCCAAACCAACAAUCUCUUCUGUUUCCGGUGCCGACCACGGCGCCGCAGGACAGCGGAGGGCUCCGCCGCGGGCGGGCGGCGGUUCCAAGGUCGUGGAGAAGAUCCCUACGCUUCCCCUAGCUUCACUCCUUUUGCUCUGCCGGCGGCACUUGAACAGGAAGCGUCGUCGCCAGCUCGCCGCCGCGGCAACCGAACGAACACCAUCGCUUCGCCGCCUGCUCGCGCCUCUUCCAAUUCCAAGCAAAACAAACAAACCAGCAAUGCCGCGCCAGGGCCCGCGCCGCCUCCCUGCCGGAGAACGCAACCGUCGCCUCGCCGAGGAGGUGCUCUACCUGCACUCCCUCUGGCGUCGCGGAGGCCCCGCCCCAGCCCCGUUCCAGUCGCGCUCCGACCGACGCGAACAACGCGAACGCAGCGGGCUCAUCAGCGCCCUCCGCCACGAAGAACGCGACCGCCUCAGGCUCGACCGCGCCCACCGCCGCAAAGAACGCAAGCGACGGAAGAUCGACCGCGCCGCCGCCGAGCCGGCCUUCGCGCCGUCUCCGCCCACCUCUUCGCCGGGAACCUUGGCGGAAGCCGCCGGCGCCUCAACCCCUUCCACCGCGAAUCCGCCGCCUCCGACGACUCCCCCCGGCUCGCUCGCGCAGCGGGAGACCGUGCGCUCCUCCGUGGAGUUCACCAACCGCGACCCCGUCUAUAUCGACGGGGAGGGGUGCGAUUUGGACGGCGAUAAGGCGGAGGAAGAGGAGGCGGCGCGCUACUUCACCGGGCUGUUCGAGCGGGACGCGUGGCUGCGAGGCCACUACACGGAUAGGUGGCGCAAGGGGCGGUUCCAGUGCAUGGUGUGCGCCGCGGGGGGCGGGAAGAAGGUGGGGAGGGCGGUGCGGCGGUUCCGGGGCUGCUUGGCGCUCGUGCACCACGCGCGCGACGCCUCGCGGCGGCGGUCGCUGUGCGGGAGGUGCGGGAGGUACGGGAGGCCCGGGGCGCACCGCGCGCUCGCCGCUGUCGUCUGCCGAAUGCUCAGGUGGGAUCUCGAGAAACUGGCCCUGCCUCGCGUCGUGAUCGAUCCCCGGGCCACGGCCGGUGUUCAACAUGCCAAGGAGAAUGAUGAUACUGGGGAGAACAAUGGCUACUCGACUGAUGAUGAUAGCUAUUCGAUUCAUGAGGAUGAAGAGAGUGAUGACGAGGAGAGUGUGGAUGAAGAGGAGGACAUUGAGAGAGGGAUGCCAGACCCAGGUACUGAUGGUUUUGAAGAGGACAGUGAAAUAGAGAGCAAUGAAGAGUAUGCUGUAAAGGAGGAUCGUGAGAACAGGAUGGAAGACUUGAGUACUGAUGGUGAUGAAGAUGCUGAUGAACUAGAGAGAAGUAAAGAGGCUGGUCAAAAGGAUGCUGAUACAGGAGCAGAAGGCUCUAAAAUUACUGAUGGUGAUACAGAGGCUAUUGAACUAGAUAACAGUGAGAAGAUUCCUGAAAAGGAAGCUGCUAAUUCUAUUGCAAGAAAACGGGAUUUGAAGAUAAGAGAUCGCCUGUUGAGUCUCACCCAUGCAAAACCCGUGGGCACAGGACCAAAGGAAAUGGAAGUCCAGAAAAGGAGUAGUGUGCCAAAACACAAGGAGGUUUCGACACCAGGCAGCAAAUUUAAUGAAGGCAGUGACAAAGCCAAACGAAAGGCAUCAGCUUUGUCGUAUCAAGGCCAAUCAUGCGCAUCUGGUGUUGUGAAGAAGGUGAAAGUGAACCAGCAACCCAGCAACAAAGGGAAGCAGAGCAAAACUAGUGAAAUCGGAGCAAGUGCUCGGAAAGCUAAGCGACCCGCUGUGGCUGCAAGAAAGGCGAAGUUACUAGCCAAGAAGCAACUAGCCAAGAAACACAGCCAUGAAACGCAAGGUGGAUGUCUCAAUUCCUGAGAAUACAGACAGGAGCAGAAGUCCAAGGAAGUAGUUAUCCAUUUCGUUGGUUGUUUGCCCCUGUCAAAUUGUAACAUGGGUUUCAGUGGAUGACCCUGGUCAGAUGAUCAUGUUACUGCAGAGAAGCAAUGCGCCCCCUCCAACAGGUUCUUGAAUUAGAUGUCAAGUGUUAUCAUCCUCUAUUCCAGUUGUGUCGCUAGUCAGUGAUAUAGAUAUAGAGUGAUAUUAUUUAAACGGCUCUCUAAAUGUUUAGAGAUAGAGUCUAAGAAAGACUCUCGAAGAUCCUCAGCUAACGACUAAGAAGGUGUUUGGCAAAGCUCCUCUUGAGGAACUGGAGACGUCAAAACAGCUUUGGCUUCUUUGUUUUUUUUAA